UCUCUCUCUCUCUCUCUCUCUCUCUCUCUCUCUCUCUCUCUCUCUCUCUCUGUGUCUGUGUCUGGGUGUGGUGUGUGCUUAGAAGAUUGUAAAACUAGACCAAAAUUGACAUUAAAGAAGGCACUUCAUUGUUUCUUGGAUUUCAACUUGCCCCCUGCUGGAGAAAUCGAGAAUAAAUGCUAUUAACUCUAGUUACUGAUCCAGAAACCGUACCAGUUCACCAGUACUUUAAUGUCUCAGCACAAAGGUGCUUAAGAGACGUAACUCGGAAAACAUGGCUAGGAGCAGCCAAAAUUGGGAAGGAUUAGGAGGUGGAUUUGAAAAGAUAGAUUGGCCCCACAAAAACUAGUAGCUUUUGAUUGUUGAAUUGUUGACAAGUCUCUUAGAAGCAUGCAACAGGUCCAAUCCUUGUAUAUAUACAGGCUUUUAUAUGUUUUUUACUAGCUACCUUAUUGUUAAACAUUUCAAAACUAGUUCCAUCUUAGCACAGGGAGAAAGAAUAGUCAUGUGCAACCCAAAGCCAUCAUCUGCAACGUCCUUUGUAUCUCAUUUAUUAAACUCCAAGAAAAUCUCAAAUCGUGACCAAGCCAAUCAAGAACUUCAUAGAUGGCCUACUACUUCUGAGGCAUUGGAAGAAAUCAAAGCAAUAGGAAGGAUAUCAGGACCAACAGCUAUUACCGGGCUGAUACUAUAUUCGAGGGCAAUGAUUUCCAUACUAUUUCUUGGAUACCUUGGAGAGCUUGAACUUGCAGGGGGUUCUCUUUCUAUUGGUGUUGCAAAUAUCACUGGCUAUUCUGUUAUCUCGGGUUUGGCUAUGGGCAUGGAACCAAUUUGUGGACAAGCUCGUGGUGCGAAUCAAAUGAAGCUCCUUGGACUUACCUUACAAAGGACGGUGCUUCUUCUUUUCUCUACCUGCAUACCUAUCUCUUUCAUGUGGCUUAACAUGAAAAGAAUCUUGUUAUGGUGCGGCCAAGACGAGGAAAUCUCAUGCAUGGCUCAUACUUUCAUUGCCUUUGCCAUUCCAGAUCUCUUCUUCCUCUCACUGCUUCAUCCGUUGAGAAUCUACCUCAGGACUCAAUGUAUCACAUUACCAUUAACCUAUUGCUCAGCUAUAUCAGUUCUCCUACACGUGCCGUUAAAUUUUCUUCUUGUAACGUAUUUUAAAAUGGGUGUAGCCGGGGUGGCCUUGGCAAUGUCUUGGACAAAUCUCAAUCUCUUCCUUCUGCUCUCUUUGUUCAUAUACUUCUCUGGUGUAGACAAGGACUCAUGGGUGGCUCCAAGCAUGGAUUGCCUACGCGGAUGGUCAUCUUUACUAGCCUUAGCCGUGCCAAACUGUAUCUCAGUUUGCCUAGAGUGGUGGUGGUAUGAAUUCAUGAUUAUGCUUUGUGGACUCCUAGCAAACCCCAAAGCUACAAUUGCUUCCAUGGGAAUCCUUAUCCAAACAACCUCUCUAGUCUAUGUGUUUCCAUCAGCCCUCAGCCUUGGUGUCUCCACCAGAGUUGGGAACGAGCUCGGUGCUAGAAGACCAGAGAAAGCACGAAUUUCAAUGAUAGUUUCAAUCACUUUUGCAGUGGCAUUAGGUUUUGCGGCCAUGUGGUUCACCACCCUAAUGAGACAUAAAUGGGGCCGGUUUUUCACAAGAGACGCGGAAAUUCUUGAUCUCACUGCAGUAGCAUUACCCAUAGCUGGGCUAUGCGAGCUUGGGAACUGCCCGCAAACCACCGGUUGUGGGGUGUUGAGGGGAAGUGCAAGGCCUAGUAUUGGUGCAAAUAUCAACUUAGGUUCAUUUUACUUGGUGGGAAUGCCAGUGGCCAUCCUGAUGGGAUUUGUGCUGAAAAUGGGGUUUAGUGGGCUAUGGCUUGGCUUGCUAGCAGCUCAGUCUUCAUGUGUAUUGCUCAUGUUCUAUGUUCUGUAUACAACUGAUUGGAUUGUUGAAAUGGAGAGAGCAAAAGUGCUCACAACACAAUCUUCGACGUCCUCGACUACUGCUUCAGCAUUACCAGUGUCUUCUUCUUCGGAAGUUAACAAGAAUUUAUUAGACGAGAUUCUAUGCACUAAUGAUGAGUACUUGAAGAAGUCAUCAUCAGUUUCAUCACUUGAAACUGACCCUCUCAUUACGUACACUGCAUCAAACUAAUUAGGCAUGCAGCUUCCACUUCUUUUCAUCAAAAAAAAAAAAUAAUAAUAAUAAUAAUAUUCUUCAUUUGGAUUCAAAC
Molecule: messenger RNA, 2216 nt
Organism: Olea europaea var. sylvestris
Lineage: Eukaryota; Viridiplantae; Streptophyta; Magnoliopsida; Lamiales; Oleaceae
Product: protein DETOXIFICATION 48-like
Exons: 2
Coding region: 431-2137 (568 amino acids)
Biological process (GO): xenobiotic detoxification by transmembrane export across the plasma membrane
Cellular component (GO): membrane
Molecular function (GO): xenobiotic transmembrane transporter activity; antiporter activity
Source: RefSeq, a predicted model, not a curated record